CGGAAAAGUUAAGAAAAGAAGCUUCGUUCUCAGGUAGAAAGCUAGUUAUGGAUUCGCCAUGAAACCUUUUCUGUGUACAAUUUGUGGCAAGCGGCGGUUUGCCACAGAUUAUGGCCGAGCUGAACAUCAAAGAGCCCUACAUGGUAUUAGAGGUAUCUAUUUUGUACCCAUAAGUGCAUAAACAAAGGUGUUUGAGCGACGAGCGCUAAUCGGAAGAGGACCUUUCGCAUUCUUGGGUAGUGGUUUUGCCCGUGUCUUGGGGAAAUUGUCUCUAUAGGAGUAAAGACAUUGUGCAAUUAUUACUACAAAUACUGUAGCGUCUAGGAAGAUUUAGGGGGAAAAAGCAUCACUUCCGGUAAGAGUCCGUCGCUCAAAAGAAAAGUUGCGUAUUUUGCAUAACUCAGUCGGUCUCUACUCUGGGAUACUACCUUGGUACUUUUUGAAUUAGUUAAAAUGCUUUGUAUCAGUCGGAAAACCUUAAAUCCCUCUGGAUUAAAAUGGAACCGAAAGCAAUUUCAAUUCGGCUUCCCCCCAAAAAUGACGUAAUUGUUUGGUUGCCAGUUUGAUCAGGCAGGGAUGAGGUAGUCGAUCAUUUAACGAAAAGGGGGGAGGGGUGGAUGAAACUAGGCUUAGCUAGGCUUUGAUAGACUGUGCUGGCAUACGUUUUGGCAUAAUUCGUCAUUACGAGCAUAAUUUUUAUGCUUUUCCAAAAAAAAAAGCAGUGAAAGCAUAAUUUGCACUUUGGGCUAGUUUUGCGGCACAAAAUUGUCAUUUAUUGAUCAUGCGACCAAUUUCCUUAGUACUUACUAGCUACGGCCUUCUUGUAUGCUCUUAAAAGUUCUUGUCAAGGUGAGAUGUUGGGCAGAUAAUCUAGAAAAUUCAUGACGCAUAAGGCAGUACUGUUACAACCCAAACAUUUGGCUGAAUAAUAUUGAAUUAUAUUGUUUGUCAACUUUCAGGAGAAAGGUCAAUCCCUUGUUCAUAUCCAUUUUGUACCCGUAAGCGUAAAUUUCGACACGAGUUUGACCUAAAGCAACAUCUGGAGAACCCUGGCAAGUGGCAUGAGAGAAAAGGU
This is a messenger RNA of Porites lobata, 1075 nucleotides long. The record is from the annotation of a GenBank genome assembly. Lineage: Eukaryota; Metazoa; Cnidaria; Anthozoa; Scleractinia; Poritidae.